Molecule: messenger RNA, 2293 nt
Organism: Haliotis rubra (blacklip abalone)
Lineage: Eukaryota; Metazoa; Mollusca; Gastropoda; Lepetellida; Haliotidae
Exons: 2
Coding region: 699-2018 (439 amino acids)
Cellular component (GO): membrane
Molecular function (GO): hexosyltransferase activity
Source: RefSeq, a predicted model, not a curated record
UCAUGGUCUUGAGUGUAGUGCAGUGUGACAUUUCUCAACAUCCUAGUCCGAACACAUGCAUGUAUCCAUUGUAAAUAUGAUAUUUUAAGUAGGCUAUUAAUGUUUAGUACGCAACAAAAGCUAGGACCAUGAAUGCCUGCUGUGCCCUAUAUAAAGUACAUGAUAUAACAUUCAUGCCUCAACAAACAUAAGUAUUUGUAAACAAACACUGUUGUUUGUAUUACUAUUUAUAUAUACAAAGUAUGGACGUCUCUGAUGUCAGUUUUCCCACUUUGACAAUAAGUAAUUAAAAUAUGUUCCUGUCAGUCACAUUUUCUAUAAUAUGUUUCAGAAGGUUUAGUAUCAAUGAAAAAGAGAUUGACUUGUGGAAUUCAACAAAACCUUUUCAAUAGUCAUAAGAAAGCUCUACCUCCAAACUGACUAAUCGUCAUUUACUCUUUGUGUGACAAGUGCCAGCCAGAUACAUUUGAAUCGUUGUAGGAGUUAGACCUAUCACUCGAGAAAUUGGAGACCUAAUUACAAUACUGUUUUCUGAACUCACUCACCUUGUUAAAGUUAUAAAGAACCAUAUUUACCAAUACUUGCUUUAUCAUCAUAAAUAAAUCAGUUUAAAGAGUUAACACUACUGGAUCACGUGCCCGCACGCUAAACACGUCACACGUUAUUCAGCGAGACCACAGACACAACGAACUGCAGCAAUGGGUGUCGGGACGUUUCACUGGCUGUCACACCGACGUUGUUCCACGUCAAAGUUGCUGUUGCUCGCCUUCCUCGUCUACAUGUCUCUGUGGACAUUCUCAUCGGUGGCUUGGUCUAGUUACGGAACAGGAGGUGACACAGAAGUUAUGUCACGUGAUUUAAGUCGUGGCUACUUCGCCGACCAGUCAGGACUUGAUGAUCCUGGAGGAAGAAAUGCUGGCUUGCUUGGAAGUGCGUUGUUACUGAAGAGAUCAGGGUAUCACAGAACAAAUGGUCCGAACUCAGAUCGUGUGAUUUUAAGAAAUGUAGUUGGGCCUGAAACACGUUUGGAAGACGAUAUGAGGACCUCAGAUGAUGUCGUAGAAGAAAAAUACCAUAAACAUUCACGUUUAUUCAAACCUUCUAAGCGAAACACCUCACAAAUUGGAAUUUCAAAGGGUGCAACCCUUGCUUCGUCAGGUGUGAACCAACGCAGUUCUGACUUCGAAAAUAUCAGGAAAUAUUUCAUUGUCCGUAAAAACAUGACGAACUCUUUUAUAAAUCUUCAUCGAUACCAUUUCCCUUUGAAACCAAACAAGUGUUCAAGCAAAGCAGACUUUAAAAUAAUAAUUCUUGUGCAUUCAGCCGUCAGCCAUUUUCACAAGCGGCAGACUAUCAGACGUUAUCUUGGCGUCAAAAGGACUCGCAGUGGUAUUCUGUUCGAUUUCGUGUUUUUACUGGGUCAAACUUUAAACACAAGUCUUCAUCGAAAAUUGACAGCGGAAUCGAAAACAUAUUCAGACAUCGUUCAGGGAAAUUUUACAGAUUCUUAUCAGAAUAUGACAUACAAACAUAUGAUGGGAUACCACUGGGUUGUACAUUAUUGUAGCCAUGUGAACUACGUCAUCAAAAUUGAUGAUGACGUAAUAGUUAAUGUUGAAAACGUAGUGAAGUAUAUUUCGACCAAGAAAAUCAAGAAGGGACAAAUAGUGUGCAGUGCCCAUUUAAAAAGUAAGAUUAAAACAUUUGGAAAGUGGCUUCCAAGGAAAAAACAAUUUCCUUUUGAUCACUAUCCGCCGUAUUGUUCUGGAUUUGCGUACUUGGCACCGGUGUCGGUUAUAAAGCGCCUUUAUGAGGCGUCGUCCUCAGUACGCAUGUACUGGAUUGAUGACGUGUACGUGACGGGCUUGCUGACGCUCGCCACUGACACAACUGUCGUUGCACUUUCAAAUAUGGAGGCAUAUAAGCAUAUAGUGAAAUCUCCAAUACCAAAGUUUAUAAUGAAGAAAGCACUGUUCAUAUUCAAUGACCCAGGUUAUACAUAUGGUCGCUCUUCUUAAUUGAAAACACGUCAAUGUGAAAUAAAUCUAAUCCAAGCCUUUUAUUGAUAUGACCUAUAUCAACACGAUCGACGAUUUAUAAAGUCCGUUGACGUCACACUUGUCUACAAAGCAUUGUCAUUUACUCUCAUUGUAACUACCUCCUAGAGGAUAUCACUUUUCCACAAGGAAGCCGGUUUGAUGCUGUGAUACUAAAUGUAUGUCCAGAUAUCUUUUGACUGAUAGUGAGUGAGUGAGUUUAGGUUUACGCCGCACUCAGCAAUAUUCCAGCUAUA